Callorhinchus milii (elephant shark) is the source of this 6289-nucleotide messenger RNA. RefSeq names its product receptor tyrosine-protein kinase erbB-4. The coding region runs from base 78 to 3803 and encodes 1241 amino acids. The record is from RefSeq and is a predicted model, not a curated record. Gene Ontology annotation, cellular component: signaling receptor complex; basal plasma membrane. Lineage: Eukaryota; Metazoa; Chordata; Chondrichthyes; Chimaeriformes; Callorhinchidae. Gene Ontology annotation, biological process: positive regulation of cell population proliferation; protein phosphorylation; nervous system development. The transcript is spliced from 28 exons. Gene Ontology annotation, molecular function: ATP binding; neuregulin binding; neuregulin receptor activity.
CCAAACCAUGGAGUGAGUGAGUGAGUGAGUGAUUCCCCAGGUGGUUGGACAUUGUAACACGGUGGGAAGAAGACAACAUGAGGAUUUUCUGGAUCUUGGACUUGUGUUGGCUGUGGAUUAUACAUCGUGUGGCCUCGCAGGCAGUAUGUGCUGGGACUGAGAACAAGUUCAGCUCCCUGUCUGACCCCGAGCAGCAGUACCAGCAGCUGCAGAAGAUGUACAAUAACUGUGAGAUCGUCAUGGGCAACCUGGAGAUCACCAACAUCGACGCUAAACGCAACCUGACCUUCCUGAAGUCAAUCCGGGAGGUGACUGGCUACGUGUUAGUGGCUUUGAACCAGUUUGAGAAUCUGCCGCUGGAGAACCUGCGGAUUAUCCGUGGAACGACGCUGUAUGAGGAACGUUUCGCCCUCUCCCUCAUCCUGAACUAUCGCAAGGACGGAAUCCACGGCCUUAGGCAUCUCGACUUGAAACACCUGACAGAGAUCUUGUUGGGGGGAGUGUACCUGGAGAGCAAUAACUUCUUGUGUCACGCUCAGACCAUCGAAUGGAGGGAUAUCCUACGCAUGCCGCAGGCCGCCGUGGAGAUCAAAGAGGUGGAUUAUGCCACGAAGAAUUGUAGCCAGUGUGACCAUGUUUGUGAUAGUCAUUGUUGGGGACCUGGGGUGAAUAACUGCCAGACUUUAACGAAGAUCGUGUGCGCGCCUCAGUGUAAUGGCCGCUGCUUUGGCACCAACCCCAGCGAGUGUUGCCACGUUGAGUGUGCGGGCGGCUGUUCUGGGCCCAAAGACACCGACUGCUUUGCGUGUAGGCAUUUCAACGACAGCAACGCCUGUGUCGUGGUCUGUCCACAGCCGCUCAUAUACAACAAGCAGACUUACCAGCUAGAGCACAACCCAGACACCAAGUACAUGUACGGAGCGUUCUGUGUCCAGGAAUGUCCCCUGAACUUUAUCGUGGACCAGAGCUCCUGCGUCCGCACUUGUCCCAACGACAAAACCGAAGUGGAAAAGAACGGCGUGAAAAUGUGCGAGCCGUGCAGCGGCCUGUGUCCAAAGGCAUGUGAAGGUACAGGAACAGGGAGCAAGUACCAGACCGUGGAUUCCAGCAACAUUGAUCAGUUCAUCAACUGCACGAAGAUCACGGGAAACCUGGACUUUCUGAUCACCGGCAUUAACGGGGACCUGUAUCAUAAGAUCGACCCACUGGAUCCAAGGAAGCUGAAGGUCUUUGGAACUGUCCAGGAGAUAACAGGUUACCUGAACAUUCAGUCCUGGCCUGAAAACCUGACUGAUUUUAGCGUCUUCUCCAACCUCACCACUAUCGGAGGGAGAACCCUAUACAACCGUGGUUUCUCGCUGAUGAUCAUGCGGCUGAGUGGGGUGCGCUCUCUGGGGUUUCGCUCGCUGAAGGAGAUCGGGGCUGGCAAGGUUUACGUGGCCUUCAACCAACUCUUGUGUUACUAUCACACCCUGAAAUGGAAAUCCCUCUACCGCUCCUGGGACCCAAACUUCAAACCCGUCAUAAAGGAAAACCGUCCAGCAGAUGCCUGCAGGAAUGAAAACAAGACCUGUGACCCUCUGUGCUCCAGUGGUGGCUGUUGGGGUCCUGGCCCCGACCAGUGUCUGUCCUGCAAGAAUUACAGCCGUGAAGGCACCUGCGUGGAAUCCUGCCAUUUCCAGGACGGGGACCACCGGGAGUACAACAGCUCGACCAUCUGCAUCCAGUGUCACCCAGAGUGUCGGAGAAUGGAGGAAGGCCUCACUUGCAACGGAACGGGACCCGGGAACUGCAUCCGAUGUGCACAAUACAAGGACGGCCCCAACUGCGUGACUACAUGUCCGGAGGGGAUUCAGGGAGAGCGGGGGCUCAUUUACAAAUACCCGGACAAAAACCACGAGUGCAAGCCCUGCCACGAGAACUGUACCCAAGGGUGUCAAGGACCAGGUCCCGGAGGCUGUGGAGAGCCCAUCAAUAGGCGGAUUCCCCAGAUCGUCGCGGCGGUCAUAGGAGGGCUGGUGGUCGCGAAGCUCGUGUUCCUACUUGCCGUCAUUUACUGGAGGAGGCAGAUCAUUAAGAAGAAGCGAGCCAUGCGGCGAUAUCUGGAGACCGAGAUGCCUGAUCCCCUGGAUCCCAGCGGAGAAGCACCCAGUCAGAUUAACACACGGAUCCUGAAAGAGUCGGAACUUCGCAAGUUGACGGUCCUGGGGUCGGGAGUGUUCGGGACGGUCUACAAGGGUUUCUGGAUUCCUGACAGAGAAUCGGUGAAGAUUCCAGUAGCCAUUAAGGUGCUACAGGAGGAGCCGGGCCGUGAAACGACCAGGUCUGUUACUGAGGACAUGUUGAUGGUGGGCAGUCUGGAGCACCAGCAUGUGCUGCGGCUGCUGGGCAUUUGCCCCGGGGGUCCGCUGCAGAUCGUCACCCAGCUCCUGCCCCUCGGCUCGCUGCUCGAUUACACCCGCAAGAACGCGGAUAGCAUCCGGUCGCAGCUGCUUCUCAACUGGUGUGUCCAGAUCGCUAAGGGGAUGAAGUAUCUGGAGGAGAGGAAAAUGAUCCAUCGGAAUCUGUCAGCCAGGAACGUGCUGGUGAAAUCACCCAGUCACGUUCAGAUCACAGACUUCGGCAUCAUCAACCUCUUAGAGUUGGACGAGAAAAAAUACUUCUUCGAUGAAGUGAAGAUGCCCAUUAAAUGGAUGGCAUUGGAGAGCAUCCAUUUUAGAAGAUACAGCCAUCAAAGUGAUGUCUGGAGUUACGGUGUCACUAUAUGGGAGCUCAUGACAUUUGGUGGUAAACCGUAUCAAGGGAUCCCUGUUCGGGAAAUCCCUGGUCUCUUGGAGAAAGGCGAACGUCUGCCUCAGCCGCAAAUCUGCACCAUUGAUGUCUACAUGGUCAUGGUUAAAUGCUGGAUGAUUGAUGAGGAGAGUAGGCCCACGUUCAAAGAGCUUGGUGCUGAAUUUUCCCGGAUGGCUCGUGAUCCGGACAGAUAUCUAGUAAUUGAGGUUGAAGAUCAAGCCAACAACACGAUCACCAGUGAACAGAGAGCUCUGCAUGAGUAUGAUGAAGACCCUAUGGACUACGGUGACUUAGAUGAGGAAUUGAUGGAGCCUAUGUUGAACAACCCAACAUCUGUUGGAUCGAGACAGAGAAUCAACUCAAACAGGAGCAACAGCUUACCAGCAGGAUACAUGCCCAUGAAUGAGAUUGGUACAGAUGGGACCCGACAGACUGGGAUGAAGACCGGAGACCUGGGGUCCAAACCUUCUCUGAGAGUACGAAACGAGUCCACAACACGGACUAUCUCCGAGUCCUCGGAAGGGCGUGGCACCUCAUCAUCGCUGGAUUUCUAUGAAGAUAUAUCUCUGAACGGAACGCUACAGCCCCGGGAGUCCCGCUCACGUGACAGUAGUGCGCGUUUCUCCAAUGGCACCAACAUCAUGAUUUCUCUCUCUGAUGAAGCAGAGGUGGAUGUGAAUGGUUAUGUCAUCCCAGAGAGAAGCAACUCUACAGCUGGAAGUCUGAAGCCUGCCGGUGAAGUGGAUGCCUUGAAAAAGAAACCCAGCUCUGUGAACAAUCCACAAUCCUCUCACGAUCGCAUUGCACCUGACCCGAAACAAAGCAAAGAUCAGGAGUAUGAGUACAUGAACAAACGGACCUACCUCAAUGGCUGUGUGAAUGCUGUGCAGAAUCCAGAGUACCUGGAGGACACUACUGUGUUCGUGUCAGAGGGUGACAUCCUUGCCUUUGACAAUCCAGACUAUUGGCACAACAGCCUCCCAAUAAAAUCGGAAAUAAAGAGGACAUAGAAGGGCCACCAUUAGAAUCCUAAUGGGAUAGCUGACAACCUAAACACAAGUUGUUUUCUAUUCUGUUUGGGGUGGGGGAGAAAUCGGAGGCCAUUGAGCUUCUUUCUCAGGAUUCAUCAAUCGUGAGUUUGUGUUAUUCACGAUCCUGACCAAUUCACCUACCCAUAAUAAUUAUCGACUCAAAUACACGUUGGUCCAUGCCAAUGGGCGAAAUCUUCACAGUACUCAGGAUGCCAGUCAAACUAAGGAAACUAUUAUCCUGUGCCUCGUGGAACAUACUGUGCAUGGAAUGAGAAUUGUCCUGUUGAACCCAUACAUUCAGUGAAUAGAGCACUUUGGAUGCAGAGCAGAGGACCGGGUAACUUUAUUGCAUCUCACCAGUUCAACAAAAAUGCUUCAACAUUGGGAAUAAAGGAACAGAACUGCUGAUCUUUUCAGUGAAAGUGGUCCCUGGCUUUUCAAGGGUGUUGAGCAUCCUGUAUUUGGGACUUUCUCCCGACAUGAAAGGUACUAUACAAAUGCAAUUUGUUGUUAUUGUGUUCUGUGCAACACAUGGGGAGGUCAUGUUAAAAGACGUUUAGGAAAGUUAUGAGGCUAACCUAGCAAACCAAUGUACUGCAGAAUACAAGCCGCCCCACCCACCCGGAAAAAGAUUUAUCUGCACUGGACCAUACGCUAAAUAAUUAUUCCUGCCCAAAAGGCAAGAAACUGCAGAUGCUGGAAAUCUGAAACAGGAACAGAAGUUGCUGGGAACAUUCAGCAGGUCAGGCAGCAUCUAUGGAGAGGGAAGUGAGUUAACGUUACAGAACGAAAGUCAUUGACCCGUAACGUGAACUUAUUUUCCUCUCUGCAGAAAUGCUGCCUUACCUGCUGAAUGUUCCCAGCGACUUCAAUUAUUCCUGCCCUCUUACCUGUCUGUAUUGAAGAACAGCCAUUCGCCACUGUUUGUAUAUAAUGGCAAAACUGUAGCAUACUGUUUUAAGAGAGAUCACUUGUUCAGUCACAGAGAGCAGGUGGAAUCCAAUUAUAAUGUCCACCCUUGAAAGAUGAGUCCUGGGUUUGGACUUGAGGUUGUGUCAAAUGAUGUAAGGGUAAAAUUAAAUACUUGGGCUAAACAGUCAGCAAGGACUAGCAAUCAUAUACAACUGAAUCCCUUUGGCUGGCCUCUUUGCCAGCAUUGAAUAGUAACACUUGAGGUUGGAUUGUGGUCCUGAUGUCUCGGUCUAGGCAGGUAAAAUUGAUGGGUGAGAGGUGAGUGCCUUUAUUCCUGUCAUUACAUUUGCCACAAUUUACGAUUACAUUUUUGAAGAGCCUAGGUCUGAAGUGCAGUACAUUUUAUCAAUCAUUUUUGAAAAUUAAGGACUGUAAUAAAUAAUUAUUAUGUAAAAUGGCUAUUAGAAUCUCCAAUAUCAGUAACGGCUCGUGGAAAGAGUGGAUACCCAGCAGGAUCUGGGUAUAGUUAUAGUGAUUUGUUGCCUACAAAAUGUUCUGACCAUGUAAUUUGACCUCUCCUGCAUCAGUGUAUAUAUAGUCAGUCUAAAUCUAGACACCCUAAAAUAAUUUUUUUUAAAAAAUUCACAUCCAAAGAUUUUAUUGAAGUUCUACAUUAAGCUUUUAAUAUGCAAUUUCAAAAUUCCUUACAAUUUGUUUACACUGACUUGAGUAUUAGGGAAUCCGACUCCCUUGUAAAUCUGUCUUCCCUCUGAGUGCUUGAUGAACUCAUUUGCACAUUCAGGGACAACCGUGAUAAUUCAAUAUAGUGCCUUAAAAACGUCGAACCGUCUUAAAGCGCUUCACAGGUAAUUACUGUAAACUGUAGUGAGGUAUUGUGAACUCUUCCAUACCAUCCACCCACUUCCUCCACUGCUGUGUAGAAUAGGAUGAAAAACUCGGAUGAAAUUAAAUCACAAAUUCUUUCUUUAUUCUCAAAACAGAAAUUAGAUACUUGAAGAGAAUGAAAUGUGGUUGAUCAGCAGUUUGACUAGAUAGUUCUGAUCAGGGGAUGGUAAUCCUAGAUCCAUUGCAAUUCUUUUGUAGAUAUUUUUAUAAAAAUAGAUUCUUUGUCUAUCUCAAAUGAAGCAGCAGCGGUAACUAUAAGAGCCAAAUUAUGUCUAUUCCUAUUGAUAAUACUGAAUACCACAAUCUACUGAUUCAAAUGCAACUUCUAACUCAGCAUGGGUUGACAAUGUCAUCUGUAACCCCCCCACUUAUUGGAACCACAGAAAUACCACCAUCGCCAAGACGGCAGGACAAAUUUGAGUACUGCUAUGGAGGACAGCAGGGAUGAGGAAUCUCUGUAGCAUCCCUCUGUCACCGGGGUGGUUAAGAGCUUUGCAUUGGUGCUGUCUCUGGACAAAUGGAACUGUGGAAAAGGGGACUGACUUUAUCAUUCUUCCAGGAAUCAACUGCGGGUCCCACUGAGUGCUCUGUUUACUUUUUUAAAAAAAUGUUUUUAAAGUAAUAAAACAUUACGAUGUUGAACAAAU